Molecule: messenger RNA, 372 nt
Organism: Helicoverpa armigera (cotton bollworm)
Lineage: Eukaryota; Metazoa; Arthropoda; Insecta; Lepidoptera; Noctuidae
Product: histone H2B-like
Exons: 1
Coding region: 1-372 (123 amino acids)
Cellular component (GO): nucleosome
Molecular function (GO): protein heterodimerization activity; DNA binding; structural constituent of chromatin
Source: RefSeq, a predicted model, not a curated record
AUGCCGCCCAAGACAAGUGGUAAAGCGCCAAGAAAUCUGGCAAAGCCAGAAGAACAUCUCCAAACCGACAAGAAGAAGAAGAAGCACAAGAGGAAGGAGAGCUACGCCAUCUACAUCUACAAGGUGUUGAAGCAGGUGCACCCCGACACCGGUAUCUCCAGCAAGGCCAUGUCGAUCAUGAACUCGUUCGUGAACGACAUUUUCGAGCGCAUCGCCGCCGAAGCUUCCCGUCUCGCCCACUACAACAAGAGGUCCACCAUCACAUCGAGGGAGGUCCAAACUUCCGUCAGGCUCCUGCUGCCCGGUGAGCUCGCCAAGCACGCCGUCAGUGAAGGCACCAAGGCCGUCACCAAGUACACCAGCUCUAAAUGA